Molecule: messenger RNA, 1893 nt
Organism: Diachasma alloeum
Lineage: Eukaryota; Metazoa; Arthropoda; Insecta; Hymenoptera; Braconidae
Product: 4-coumarate--CoA ligase 1
Exons: 7
Coding region: 213-1832 (539 amino acids)
Biological process (GO): long-chain fatty acid metabolic process; fatty-acyl-CoA biosynthetic process
Molecular function (GO): long-chain fatty acid-CoA ligase activity
Source: RefSeq, a predicted model, not a curated record
UAGGAUUAUACAUCUGCGAUGCGGAGAGGGAGGCAAUUUCGAUAUAAGCGCGUGUGCGGCAGGGAGACAGCAAAGAGGUCAGCAACAAGUGUCAGCGAAACGAUUAAGUGUCUGUGUUCUAGUUGAAUAAAAAGUUAAUUGCUGUUUUCGUCCUACGGGGACUGAUCAGACGUUACGUCACGGAAAUCUAUCGGCUGUCUUUCGAAGCAAUAAUGGAGGAGGAGAGGAUAAUCCGAGGGCCCCCAGGACCGAAACUAAGAAAUAUGAGCGUUGGGCAAUUAAUCCUGGAGCAACUUCAAACGAGUCCACUGCGAAUAGUGCAGAUUGAUGCCCAUACAGGAAAAAUUCUGACAAGCCACGAUUUAUUAGAAAAAAGUGUGAGACUAGCUGUUGCCCUUCAGGAAUGGGGAUUGAAUUCAGAUGAUGUAGUGGCAAUAUCAAGUGAGACCCAGUCAAAUUGGUUCGUCGCAGCUUGUGCAGCAAUGUACCUUGGUAACUGUGUUGCUCCUUUCAAUCCAGCCUACGUUGAAAAUGAGAUUCGCCACGUUCUUAUGAUCUCGAGACCCCGUAUAAUUUUUGUAUCACGACGUACGUCUGGGUCUGUACGUCGAGUUGCGUUGACACUGCCUUGGGAGAUUGAGAUAAUUCAACUGGACGAGGAAAAUCCGAUAGAGGAUAUCGUUACGGUACGCGGAAUGAUUUCAGGGGGGAGGCAAUGGCCUGAUCCUCAUCGUUAUCAGGCAGUUGUAGUGGAUGAACCGUCUACGAGGGAAGCCGUUAUUCUUUGCUCCAGCGGCACUACCGGUCUGCCAAAGGGCGUUAUGCUUUCGCAUAAAAAUAUUCUGGCUGCUUCACGAUGCGCACAUCUUUUGGAUUUCGUACCAACUGGACAUGGCAUUCCAGUCGUCAUGUUCUUCCUCCCUCUUUUCCACGGCUACGGAUUGGCCACCAUGCUCACCGUGAUUCAGGCGAAUGCCACAGCGGUCAUGAUGAAGUCAUUCGAACCGAAGCUCUUUUGUGAGUCAGUCCAGAAAUAUCGGGUGACGUUCAUCCCUCUGGUGCCACCCAUCAUGGGGUUCUUGGCGAAGCAUCCGAUAGUCGAUAACUACGACUUCAGCUCUGUGAGGGAAAUUGUCUGUGGAGCAGCGCCUCUUUCCAGAGAGGUACUCGAAGCUGUUCAGAAACGAAUGAAAAACAAAGAAAUGACCAUCAGAAAUGGCUAUGGAAUGACCGAAUUAUCCGUAAUAACACACAUCUCCGAUCAUUUUACCAAGAAAGCUGAUACACUUGGUAGCGCUGUGACAGGAAUUCAACUGAAAGUCAUUGAUCCGGAAACGGGAAAGUGUCUUGGCCCCAACAAAACUGGUGAACUAUGCUUUAAGGGUGAUCACGUCAUGAUGGGAUACAAGGGUGACCCUCGGGCAACAGCAGAAACUAUUGAUUCCACUGGUUGGCUUCACACCGGUGAUCUUGGUUACUACGAUACUGAUGGCGAACUGUUUGUCGUUGGACGACUCAAGGAGCUCAUCAAAUAUAAAGGAUUUCAAAUUGCACCAGCGGAAAUUGAGAAUCUUCUGAUGUCGCACGAUCAGGUGGAAGAUGCCGCUGUGGUUGGGAGGAAUGAUGAUGUUGCUGGGGAAAUACCUUUGGCAUUCGUUGUUAGGAGGAAGGGGGCCAACGUUACAGCUGAGGAACUCUGUAGAUUCGUUAAUGGUCAAUUGUCAGCCCAGAAACAUCUGCGGGGUGGUGUCAGGUUUAUCGAAGCAAUACCAAAAAAUCCAGGGGGAAAGAUUCUACGUCGAGAGCUUCUAAAAUUACUUCCUAAACUGUAAAAAAACUAGUGGACAAUUGCAUUUUUUAUAUAAAAAAUAAAUACAGUAUGGGCCAAUUCCA